AUGAAUAAAGGUAAAUAUAGAAGAUCGUUAUUUAUGUGUUUUAAAACCGUUAUUGAUGAAGAAGAUAAUUUCAAACCUCUGAGGAGAAGAAGAAACCGCAACACCACCAUCAUCACCGAUCCUGUUCUCGCGUAUCUUGCUGCUGCGGAUGUGGACGGUGUCGUAUUGAUUUCAACGGCGGCAAUGGGAGAAUGCGGAAAUCGCCGACGAAAUGGAGGACGAGAUGCAUGGCAUUCCUUCAAGAUGGCGCUCAAAGAAACAUCAUUGAUGAAAAGGAUGCAUAGUAGAAGGAAAACAAAAAAGAAAUCCAUGUCGAAAUCAAACACAGACACAACUUUGAGCGCUCUUCGAACUCCCCAACAAUUGAAUUCCAACAUCAUGAAUAAACAUAAACCUACACGAAGAACCACUUCAGAAACUUCCUCGGAUGUUACUAAUUCAUAUGCAAUAUUCUCAUCUUCACCAUCUCAACAUUCAACCACUUCAUCAAACUCUGAUAACUUGUCGAACACUCCUUCUCAUGAAGCUAAUAUCAUAUCGAAUGGAACUAAUGGGGUAUCAAAGAAAAAUAUUGUUGAAGAUAAGAGGAAAAGAAACAUAGCGUUAUGUAUUCUUUGGAUUUUUAGUCUAUUCGUUUUGAUUUUUUGGGGUAAAGUUUUUGCUAUAUUAUGCACUUCAAUUUGGUUCUAUAUUGUGCCUUCUAGACAGAGAAGGAAAUGCAAAGAGGAUGUUUUAUUAUAUAGAGAAAGUUAUUUUGAUUCUCUUCUUUAUAAGAAGAAAAUUAUUAUGGAAGGAAUACUUGAGAGGAGACAUAGUCCUGCGUCUCUUCUCACCUCUUCUGCUAAGUCAUAG
Molecule: messenger RNA, 852 nt
Organism: Vicia faba (fava bean)
Lineage: Eukaryota; Viridiplantae; Streptophyta; Magnoliopsida; Fabales; Fabaceae
Source: the annotation of a GenBank genome assembly